AUGAGUGACGAAGAGGCGAUUCAGAACAUUCUCAAAAAGAUUGAGCGCGAAAAGGUCCUGAUGAAUGGCGCCAACGCCAUGCUGGCCCAGACCGACAAUGACUCUGUCCGAUCAAGACUCAACUCCCAACUGCGAGAUACUCGCCGAAACCUUCAAUUCUUUGAAGAAAAGCUGCGGGAACUGCAGAUGCGCCGCAACCAGUCCGCCAUGGAUAGUAUGUCGCUGGGUGGACCUGACGAUGGAGCUGAGGGCGACGGCUCGGGUCCUCCUCCGCCGCCGCCAAAGGAUGCCGGUUCGUGGGGAGAACAUGCUCGCGCCGGCAGCAGUGCCUCCUUCGGUUCUACCCAGUACAGCCAAAUCGGUCAGCACGGCGACCUCAUGCCGCCUCGCCAUCCCUAUGCUCCCCCAGGCCCGGCAUCAUCUGUGCCCAAGCCUCGACCCAACUACACCAAGCUUGAUCUGAUCAAAUACGACAAUCCGUACCUGGGACCACGAAUUCAGCUCAUGCUUUCUCAGAUUCAGUUCAAGCUCAAGGUUGAAGAACAAUACCUGAAGGGUGUCGAGAAGAUGGUGCAGCUGUAUGGCAUGGAGGGCGACAGGAAGAGCAGAGCAGAUGCUUCGGCUCGUAGGGUCGAGAGCAAGCAAAAGAUUCUUUUGCUGAAGCAGGCCCUCAAACGCUACGAGGAACUUCACGUGGCUGAUGUUGUGGGCUCCGAUGAUCACGACGAUGAUUCCAUCAACAUGCCCAACCUGCGAAAGCCCUUGACUGGUCAGCUCUCUAUCCGCGUAGCACUCAUUAAGGAUGUCGACCACGCAUCCACUGGACGAUUCAGCCGCGGGCCGGAGACCUUCGUUGCCAUCAAGGUGGAGGACAACGUUGUCGCCCGGACCCGGAUCUCUCGAAAUGAUAGAUGGGAAGCAGAGUACUUCAACAUUGAUGUCGACAAGGCCAAUGAAAUUGAACUCACUGUCUACGACAAGCCUGGCGAGCACGCCCUACCGAUUGCCAUGCUCUGGGUCAGGAUAUCUGAUAUCGCCGAGGAGAUGCGAAGGAAGAGGAUUGAGGCUGAGAUUAACAGCUCUGGAUGGGUGUCAGCCGACAGAAUGGGCGCCCCGCCCAGCCAGUUUCCCAUGAGCCCGCAGCAGCCGCAAACACCUUCACUUGGGGGGCCUCCAGGCUCCCCGGGAGCGUACGCCUCGCAGCCCAUGAGCCCUCAGGGCCAGGCACCGCUCCCGCCUCCCAGUCAGGUUGCACAGCAGCCCAUCGAUGGCUGGUUCAACCUUGAGCCGGCUGGCCAAAUUCGCCUGUCUCUUGGAUUCGUCAAGCAGAAUAAGGAACGCCGCACCGUCGAUCUGGGUCUUGGUCGCAAGGGUGCCAUUAGGCAGCGCAAGGAGGAGGUCCACGAAAUGUACGGCCACAAAUUUGUCCAGCACCAGUUCUACAACAUUAUGCGCUGUGCUCUGUGCGGCGACUUCCUGAAGUAUUCUGCCGGUAUGCAGUGCGAGGACUGCAAGUAUACUUGCCACACUAAGUGCUAUACCAGCGUUGUCACCAAAUGUAUCAGCAAGAGCAACGCCGAGACGGAUCCGGACGAGGAGAAGAUCAACCAUCGCAUCCCCCACAGAUUCCAGCCUUAUUCGAACAUGAACGCCAACUGGUGCUGCCACUGUGGCUACAUCUUGCCCUUCGGCAAGAAGAACUGUCGCAAAUGUUCGGAGUGCGGCUCCACAGCUCACGCGCAAUGCGUUCACCUUGUGCCAGACUUUUGCGGCAUGUCUAUGGCUGUGGCUAAUCAGAUUCUUGAGGGCAUCAGAACGACAAAGCAGAUCAAUAAGCAGAAGGCGACUUCCUUGAGCGAACGUACUCUGCGGGGCACUGGACGCACGAGUCCUACUAGUAGUAUGAGUUCGUCCACGCUCGUCAGUGGUGGACAUGCGCCAUCAUACUCUACAGGCUCGGCUGAAGCAACAGAAGCCGCCAAGAUCAUGUACCAACAGCAGACGUCGCAAAGACCGCCCCAGCCUGAUCGGACUUCGUCCAGCCAAGCUGCAGCAGCUGCGGCUUCCGCCGCCAUGAGUGGCUCGACAGUCACUACCGGCCGGCAGAGCCAGUCGCAGGACUAUGGUCGCUACAGCAGCGGCUACCCCACCUCGCCUGAUCAACAACAAGAUGACCCUUACAACCAGUACGGAUCUCAGCAGCGUCCAUACAACCCUGCAGACUACGCCAAGGUCAACUCCUACUCAGGCCAGCCUCAGCAGGCAAGCCGCCCGGUCCAGCAGCAGCAGCAGCAGCAACCCCAAGUACCACCACAUCAGGUCACUCCCCAGCAGCACCAGCCGCAGCAUCAGCAGCACCAACAACAGCAGCAGGCAGCUCCAUACCAACAGCCAGCAGCGCCUAUCAGCAAGCCUUCUGUACCCGAGCCGUCCCCGACGUCGCCCACCUCCGCUGGCCCGCUUACCACAAGCGGUGGGCGCAAGCCGUUGCCAUCGGCCACAGACCCUGGAACAGGACAGCGCAUUGGCCUAGACCACUUCAACUUCCUUGCUGUCCUUGGUAAAGGUAACUUUGGCAAGGUCAUGCUGGCGGAGACCAAGAGGUCGAAACGUUUGUACGCGAUUAAGGUCCUGAAGAAGGAGUUCAUUAUUGAAAAUGAUGAGGUUGAAAGUAUCCGAUCAGAGAAGCGAGUGUUCCUGAUCGCCAACAGGGAACGUCAUCCGUUCUUGACUAACCUUCACGCGUGUUUCCAAACGGAAACCAGGGUAUACUUCGUCAUGGAAUACGUCAGCGGUGGCGAUCUUAUGCUACACAUUCAACGCGGCCAAUUCGGCACCAAGCGUGCCCAAUUCUAUGCGGCCGAGGUGUGCCUGGCACUUAAGUACUUCCACGAGAACGGAGUCAUCUACCGUGACUUGAAACUGGACAACAUCCUGUUGACACUCGAUGGUCACAUCAAGAUUGCUGACUACGGUCUUUGCAAAGAGGACAUGUGGUUCGGCUCCAACACGAGCACAUUCUGCGGAACGCCUGAGUUUAUGGCCCCAGAGAUUCUGCUGGACAAAAAGUAUGGUCGCGCAGUUGAUUGGUGGGCUUUCGGCGUCUUGAUCUACCAAAUGCUGCUACAGCAGUCGCCUUUCCGCGGCGAGGACGAGGACGAAAUCUACGACGCCAUUCUUGCGGACGAGCCACUGUACCCGAUCCACAUGCCUAGAGACAGCGUGUCUAUUCUCCAGAAGCUCCUCACCCGCGAGCCCGAUCAGCGUCUCGGCAGCGGCCCGACCGAUGCCCAGGAGAUCAUGAACCAGCCUUUCUUCCGGAACAUUAGCUGGGAUGACAUUUACCACAAGCGUGUGCCCCCGCCCUUCCUGCCGAGCAUCAAGAGCGCCACCGACACCAGCAACUUUGAUUCGGAAUUCACGAGCGUCACGCCAGUGCUUACCCCCGUUCAGUCUGUUCUGUCGCAAGCAAUGCAGGAGGAAUUCCGCGGAUUCUCCUACACUGCCGACUUUGAGUGA
Molecule: messenger RNA, 3519 nt
Organism: Verticillium nonalfalfae
Lineage: Eukaryota; Fungi; Ascomycota; Sordariomycetes; Glomerellales; Plectosphaerellaceae
Gene: PKC1
Product: Serine/threonine kinase
Exons: 6
Coding region: 1-3519 (1172 amino acids)
Biological process (GO): fungal-type cell wall biogenesis; signal transduction; protein phosphorylation
Molecular function (GO): diacylglycerol-dependent serine/threonine kinase activity; ATP binding
Source: RefSeq, a predicted model, not a curated record